Molecule: messenger RNA, 2746 nt
Organism: Carassius auratus (goldfish)
Lineage: Eukaryota; Metazoa; Chordata; Actinopteri; Cypriniformes; Cyprinidae
Product: acid-sensing ion channel 1-like
Exons: 10
Coding region: 296-1894 (532 amino acids)
Biological process (GO): sodium ion transmembrane transport
Cellular component (GO): plasma membrane
Molecular function (GO): ligand-gated sodium channel activity
Source: RefSeq, a predicted model, not a curated record
UGACGCGAAGAAAAUGUGGCGAGGCGUGCGUUUCUGGCAACAGUUGAGACUGUUACACCGGCUGUAUUUCGCUUCCCUGAGAGGAAACCUGCAUCUGAAAUAAUAUUUUACCGUCCUAAUUUACUACAGCACUGUACUUCGACCUGUUUUGGCGUGACUGCGGAUUUAAUUCCCCACGCAGAACGCCUCAGGAACAGAAACGCGCGAUGUUUAUCCGUUCUGGCGAGCUUUGGCGCGUUUAACGGGUCUCUUCCGAGAUAAACCUGCGCGUUAAAGCACUCAGACCUACUCCAAGAUGUGCCAAAGCGACACCCCGCCGAAACAGCGCGCUGAAGGAUCGCUGAAGGAAGCUGGAAAGCUCUUCUUGAAGCACACGACCUUUCAUGGCUUGAGACACGUCUUUCUGAGCGGCUCGUACCCGCGCAGAGUCGCGUGGCUGCUGGCGUUCCUGACGGCGUUAGCGCUGCUCUUCACCUGGUCCUCCAACCGGGUCAGGUACCUGCUCUCGUCGCCGGUGUACACCAGGGCGCAGAUGGUUUACGCGAAACGCCUCGUAUUCCCCGCCGUGACGAUCUGCAACCAGAACAUCAUACUGCCGCGUCGCAUGAAGAAACCGGACAUUUUCAGCGCGGGACGCUGGCUUGGGAUCUUCGGGAAGAACUGGCAGGUGUCCCCCGCGGUCCGAGAAGCGCUUACAUCGCACAAUGAGCCUCCCUGGUCCCCUUUCUCUCGCAUACUGGAAUUCAACCACUUUCUGCCCCCUCCUCGUGACUCUCAGCCCUCCAUGAGGCAGUUACUGGACCGUCUGGGGCACCAGCUCGAGGAGAUGCUGCUUUACUGUCGAUUUCAAGGCCAGAUGUGCGGACCCCGCAACUUUAGCACUAUCUUCACACGCUAUGGAAAAUGCUACACCUUCAACUCUGGGCAGGAUGGCCGGCCGCUGCUGAUCACCAUGAAGGGAGGGAUGGGAAAUGGGCUGGAGCUGAUGCUGGAUAUCCAGCAGGACGAGUAUCUGCCCGUGUGGGGAGAGACUGAUGAGACGUCUUUCGAGGCGGGAAUCAAAGUCCAGAUCCACACGCAGGAUGAACCUCCUUUCAUCGAUCAGCUGGGAUUCGGAGUGGCUCCAGGCUUCCAGACGUUCGUCUCCUGCCAAGAACAGCGGCUGACGUAUCUCCCUCCUCCAUGGGGCGACUGUAAGGCAACCCCCAUGGACUCUGAUUUCUUCAGCACAUACAGCAUCACGGCCUGCCGCAUCGACUGCGAGACCAGAUAUCUGGUGGAGAACUGCAACUGCCGCAUGGUGCACAUGCCCGGAGAUGCUCCAUAUUGCACUCCGGAGCAGUAUAAGGAAUGUGCAGAUCCGGCUCUAGAUUUCCUGGUGGAAAGAGACAAUGACUACUGUGUUUGCGACACGCCCUGCAACAUGACACGCUACGGCAAAGAGCUGUCCUUCGUCAAGAUCCCCAGCAAAGCCUCCGCUAAAUACCUGGCCAAGAAGUUCAACAAGACCGAGCAGUACAUUGCAGAAAACAUCCUGGUGCUGGACAUCUUCUUCGAGGCCCUCAACUACGAGACCAUAGAGCAGAAGAAAGCCUACGAGAUAGCUGGACUCCUAGGUGACAUUGGCGGACAGAUGGGGCUGUUCAUUGGGGCUAGUAUCUUAACCAUCCUGGAGCUCUUUGACUACUUGUACGAGGUGAUCAAGUACAAACUGUGUCACUGCGCCAAGAAGAAACACCAGCGCAGCAACAACAACGAACGAGGAGCCGUUCUCAGCCUGGACGAUGUGAAGCGUCACGCUCCCUGUGAAAACCUUCGUACCCCAUCGACCUAUCCCGCCAACAUGCUACCUCACCAUCCCGGCCAGGGCAACUUUGAAGACUUCACCUGUUGAGCGUCAAGCAAGAGCAGCCCGUCUGACAGAGAACAACCAAAGCUGACCACAUCAGUACGGACCCCAUUCAUAACCGGACAUUACCGAACAACCUUCUGGAUCUGCCACACACCGGAAAACCACCAUAUCCUGAGAUAUAUCCAGACGUCGGAGGAAUGGUAUUGACACGUUCCAUGGGAAAACUUUUGAUGUUUUAUUGAAUAUUUCAAGGAAAUACUGCCUCAAAAACGAAACUCCUUGAAGCCUAGGGAAUUACGUGACUUGGACAUCGAAUAGCUUUCCGCAGCUGGACCCUGAUGCCUUUUAUGUACAUAGUGAUGGCUUUAAACUGUCUUAAGAUCAGUGGCUUACGUAGGUUAGUAGAUAAAUAUAGCGCUUAUUCAUUGUAUGUAGCCUCAUUAGUCCCAUCUGUUUGAUCUAUUCAGCCUCAGUGUAUAUCACGUGAAUGUAACUUCCCGGACAAGGGUGACCAUUACAAGCAUCAAAGGGGGUUUCGGGGCGCUGGAGGGUUCACGUCCCAUCAUAUGGCAUUGUGUUACAGGUCUCAUCUUGUAAAUGCAUGCUGAUUGUUCUGUGCAUGUUUUCAGUUAAGUUUUUAGAUUUCAUUAUUAAUCUCGCCAAGUUUGCCUCAAUUAUAUACUAGUGUUGGGAGAUGGUGUAAAGUUAGUUUUUUGUGUAUAUAAGCGUGCGUGCACAGGUUUUGCUGAUCUUUUGGGGAUUAAGUUUCUUAUGCUGUGUUCACACCAAAUGCGAAUAGAGUGUCUAGCGCGAAUGAUUUCAAUGUUAAGUCAAUGCAAAGGCACGUUUACGCGCUUCUGGAGGUCUCGCGGUGCGAAUGAGGCAUUUAGCGUG